AUGAUGGAACUGAAGACUGUCUUAGAUUUUGGAUUCUACAAGAUUAAUGACUUUGUCAAUCGGAACUUGGAUUCUGGAGUCUCAUCGCUAGUGGGAUUUCCGAUUUCAGUUUUGAGCUGUAUUCUAGAUUACAAAGCCCGCGACGGAUUUCCUUACAUGGAAAUGAUUACCCGGUAUGAACGGAGGAAGUUAUGUUGAGGGCUUGACAAGGAAAGAGAAAAGGCCAUUCAGCUCGCAAGACUGACAGACCAAUUGAAUUUUUGGUAUCCAUGGUAACGAGUUUGUCACCAUGGUAACUCUGUCCGAGCUCCUUUUUUUAUCUUUGCUUCUCAGCACGUGUUCUAAAGGGUAUGCCGGGAAAUGCAAUUGGCUUGGUCACUCAGGCUGGCGCGAAAAGAAAGAAAUAAAAAGAAAUGGAUUCUGUAUUUAUUGUAAAAUAAGAUUCCUUUCCUUUCGCUGGAAAAGAAAAUGCCAGACGAAGAAAGAGUGAGGACAAAACGGUUGGUAUCAUUGUUUUCUUUCUUCGUGUUAAGUGUCGUUUGUUUACUACUUUGUAGUUUCCAACUUCCAUCGUAAACUGCCGUGACAUUUCAUCUAUCUACCGCCAAACGUGGAAUUGAAUUUUGGUUUUUCCUUAGACGAAAGCUCGAAAAUAUUAUCACAAAACUCCACCAAGAGACGCCCCUGGGAACGGAAAUUCAAGAAGAAGGAGAAGAAAAGCUGGUAAGAUUUUUGUUUUGAUCUAAUGUGUUGCGUGAACACUUUCUUGUUCUCACAUGUGAAAAGGACUAUUUUGACGACACAGAUCUGUGACAAUUAAUAAAAGACUACCGGCUUGCGAUAUUUGCAUAUAAACACUCCAUUAACCCCUGCUUGACUUUACGGUUGUUAAACAAGUGACUUCCUUGUUUUUUUCCGUGCAUUAUAAUCGCCAAAUAACGCGGGUGUGUUGUGGGUUUUCGUUUAAAAAUGUUCCUGUUCAAAGGUUAAGCUUAGUUAUCCGAUUCUCAUUGCUGCUAGGUUACGUUUUAUGUAACCUCGUUUUUAAAACUUCCUAUGAUUUUGGUGGCGAUAUAAUUUAUUUUGGAGCGGAGUGAUAAGUGAACGUGGAAUAUAUGAUUUGUUUUGGUGUCAUAUAUUUCACUGAAAAUAAUGUUCGGUUUUAAAAUCUAAAUAUAGAAAUGACCAUGCCAAUUUCUCCAAAGUAUUUUGGAUGUACGGUGAAAACGAAUUAUUUAUCAAGAAAUAACGCUCAUCGGUUGGCAGGAUGGGUAUAAUACAUAAUUUUAAAAAAAUCGACUCCCCCAGUCGUACCCCAGGCUAUGCUUCUUUGCUUAAGGAGGGCAUUUAUUACAUUCUGGAUGCCCUCCCAGGGUCUGGGAACUUUACUCCAGUAUGUCUCUCGUCACCCAGGUGUAUAAAUGGGUACCAGCGACAUACUGCUGGGAGGUAACCCUGCGAUGAACAAGCAUCUUGUCCAGGGGGGAGUAGCAAUAUUCCCAGGCAUGCAUCAUACUCAGGAAACCGGGAUAAGCUCCGGACAUUUGGGUCCUUUGGCUCAUGUGUGCUUUUACCUUUUGUUUAUAAAAAGUAGUACAAAACAGUAACAAUUGUGAAUUGAACUUGAAUGGAACAGCUGUAAAUAAACACUGAUCUUAUAAACACUGUAGGGGAAGUAUGUGGUGAACUUUGGCAUGAUUAUUUUGUAGCUAGAAUAUUCCUACUUUCCACAGAAAUUGGGUGUGGGUCACUUUGGUAAUGUGGUUGUGAUGACAGGGUGAAUAGUGCAAUAUUCACAAGGUUUUCUUUUCAAAAAAUAGCAGUAGUACAAGAGAAAACUCUUGCAUGUGUAAAGGUGCCAAAUAAUCUAUAAAUAAAUAAAUAAAUAAGUCAAAAAAAGAAAUAAAUAAAAUAAAAAACAUAUUUGUAGUUAAUUGAGGUGCGUACGUGCAAAUAUAUGGUCACUACACCCCUGCAUGAACUCUGAUCUGCUUUAUUCUUGUGACCACUUUGUUUUGUAAAGCGUUGUUAUGACAAGGAGGAAUUUGAUGCUGAUCGUUUUAAGGGCUUUUCAAAAAGGGUAAAAAGGAUAUUUUAUAUGGUCAGUUAUUUUAAAAACGUAUUGAAACAUAACGUGUUUGCGUUCGUGCAUAAUGGCCUUUUAAAUAUCAUAUUUCAGGAAACACACUCUCUGGUCCUUCCAUAGGACCAUUUUUAAACUAAUAAUAUUACAAUCUUCCCAAAACAUAUGUUCAUAAAAAUGCAUUUACCCCUUUUUGUAUGAUUUCUUUUGACUACAGGCUUAUAAACUAUAAAUGUAAAGACAAGCAUGGCUAAAGGGUCUUGUUUGGUUUGACUUUACUUUAUUUUUCCUCUCUGUACACGUCAAGGACUAUUUCUUUGACACUACGAGACACAUGUAUGUCUUCAAUUCCCUGACAUAACAGGUGCCUCUUCUUCCUCAUGUCAUAUGGCAUGCUCACUUAUUUGCCUUCGUGACAUGUUUUUUUGUGUGUGUGAAUUUCGUGUUACUUUGGAUUUGUUGUCACGUUUUAUUACAUUUCUUGAAUUGACAUGGCUAGAUUUUGUGUUUGAUAUUCCAUCAAUUCAUACUUGCGUUGUGUGUUAUUUGAAUUGCAUUGUUAGUAGUCAAUAAUUUUGAAUCGUCCAUUGGGUUAAAUAUUGGAAUUCAUGCUGUAAACAACACAUAGUGACAAAAUGCACACUUUCGCUCUUUAUCUACUUGCUAUAUUUUUAUUCUUUGCUUAAGUCAAUGUGUUUAUGACACGUUGUUGGAUAUAUUAUGCACUUAAUGUCUGUUCCCGAGGGAAACAGUUAGUUUUGUUUUCCCGAGAGUCCUGAUGUUUCCCGAGACCAGAUGGAGUCGAGGAAAACAUCAGGACUCCAGGGAAAACAAAACUAACUGGUUUCCCAAGGGGUUAGUGUUUUAUGUUUCUAGACUUUUACUUCAACAGCAACAAAAGAAUAACCAAAGCAAAUCAAAACAGUCGACUCGGUACUUACAAGAACACAAAUUUAAUAUACAAAACCACUAAAUGAAUGAUUUAGACAGUACUUUCCUUAUAUUAUCUGCAUUUAUUUGCACUGGGAUACCUUUGAAAAUUGUUUCUCUUUAGCUUGAGGCUUCAUGUUUGUGUUGUUGUGUUCAUUCACGAAAAAGGAAACUGGCAGUGUUUUUCCCACCUUCUAUAUGUGUAUAGAAGGUGGGAAAAACACUGCCAGUUCCACCUUGCUUUGAUCGCAUGCUGUAAUGUAUCCCGAGUGGGGUACAAUAUUUUUUGCUCAAAUGUAUCAUGAUCGGGAUACAUUUGAUUUUAGUCAAGACCAUGUGACCAAAAUCAACCAUUGGCAGUCCCUGUUUAGUUGAGUGAAAGUCUAGGAAUAUAACAAUAUAUGGUACACUGCUUAUAUUGUUGAAUAUUUUUUUGCAGACAUACAUGUAUUGACUCUUAAGGAGAAGUUAAGGUUGCAGAUAAUAUUAUUAUUAGUGGUUUUUCACAAGAUAUCCAACCACAUCAUGGUUUUUUAUCCCUUCUGUCUUUAACUCAGCGUGCAAAGAAAGUCGUGUCCGAUAGCCUGGGGCUAGUGGAUUUUGCUUUUGGGCUAGUGAAUUCUGUUCUUAACUUGCCCGACGGGCAAGUGAAUUUUUUGGGGAAAUUCAAAUUACAGAAGGAUGGUAAUCAAUCCUGCGAUCAAAAAGGGUUUUUGGGCUAGUUGAAAUGACUUGUGGGCUAGUACAUGCUAGCUGCAGCUUGCCCGAAUGGCAGGCUGUAAAACUGACUUUCUUUGCACCCUGUUAACUCUUGAAUUGUUGACGAGUUUUAGAAAAUUAACUAGAUUGGGUGCUUUUUUGUAGAUCGAGGCAGCAAAGGAAAAUGACCAAAUUAGCCCAAAAAAUGAACUAUUGCCAGGAUCGUCAAAACGGUAAGCUUAUAAAAUAGUCUAAGUGAUAACUAUUGCGUUGUUGUAACAAAAAAAACUGUUCUUAUUGGAUCUUUCAUGAUUAUAUUAAACUAAUUUUGAAUGUCAGCAUGUUUUGCUGUUAUAUACAAGUAUUAUUAUUGUUGUGCCUUUGUAUCACUCAACAAGGGCAUAGCCAGCCCACAGACAUGUAGGCCUGGGCCUACAAAUUGUUGGUUUGAUCACUCUAGCUCUAUUGCUUUUAAUAAAUUAUGCAUUGUUGGGGUGAGCUAAAAAGCUUAAGAGCUCAAAAUGUAGGUGAGGUUAGUGUGUACUAGUCAUGUCUGCAAUUUUCAGGAUAGUUAUGUGGAAAUGAAAGUCAGCCAGGCCUACCAUGGAGAGGAGAAGUUGUUAAGUCACGUUGCCAUGGUAGCAAAAUUUUUGGAUGACAACAAACCGAAAAUGUCCCUUAAAAAAUGAAUUCACACAGCUUCAAACUUCAUCGAUCUUAUUCAGUUUCAUUUAAUUAGGCAAAUGUUGGCGAAAUUUUCUCGGGUUGAAUCUGAAGGAACCUUAUCUAAGUUUAGAAAAGGAAAAAGUCAACUUUUGUGUUGUGUUCACCUACUCCAUAAAGCAAGCCUGUGAAAUUAGAAAGUUUCAUGUCGUAGGGGUGCAACGACAGCAAAAAAAUGUACAAAAAAGCGUGAUGCAUGGGGAAAUUUGUUGUUUUGUCAAUAAAAACCUUUUAGUUUUUUUUUCCUUUCUCCUUUUUUGGUUUUGUUGUCAUCCAGGAAUAGUGCUACCUUGAAUUCGCACAGCGUCAAACUUGAUUGAUCUUAUUCAAUUUCAUUUUUAUUUGGCAAAUGUUGGCAAAAUUUUCUUGGGUUGAAUCUGAAGGAACCUUAUCUAAGUUCAGAAAAGGAAAAAGACAACUUUUGUGUUGUGUUCACCUACUCCCUAAAGCAAGCAUGUGAAAUUAGGAAGUUUCAUGACUUAGGGGUAGAAUGACAGCAAAGAAAUGUACAUAAAAGCGUGGUGCAUGAGGAAAUUUGUUGUUUUGUCAAUAAAAACUUUUAGUUUUUUUUGCCAUUCUCCUUUUUGGUUUUGUUGUCAUCCAGGAAUAGUGCUACCAUGGUGAUGUGAUGUCAUACUUCUCCUCUCUAUUAGUCGAAAAGCUUUGCUAUGCCACUUCUCAAUGUGUAAAAAAUAUCAUAAUAAAGUAAUAACAAAAAUGAAGGAGGGAUUGGAAAGCCUGUAUUAAUUUGAAUUGUUUUUGGCCAUACAGGAAAUUGCACAGAGCAGUGAAACAUAAGCAUACUGAAGAAGGCACUCACCCUCAAGAGAAACCUCUAGUAACGGAUGACGAUGGUGAUCUGCAUUUCGCUGAGAAUGGCAUGGAAGUUGAGGAUGAGCAAGCAGUUCCCUGUAGUGGAGAAAGUGAUACAAACAAGGACAUACAGGAAGACUCUGUCCCAGUAGUUGUUAAGAAAGAACCUGAGGAAAAUAUUGAGAAUUCAUUAGAAGGGCUCCAACAGAUGCUUGGCUUUAGUAUUAGUGGUGAAGAGGUCAAACAAAGAGAAGGGGGUGGUGAAAAGAAGAAGAAGAAGAGGCUCCUGUCUGAAGGUUCUGAUGCAGAAGGUAAUGGUGAGGAAGUAUAGUGUUCUUUCCAAUAACUAACCUGAGAAAACAGCCAACCUUUUCGCCAAGCCACCAGGGUAGUUUCCCAAUCAAUUGACUUCCAAGGAACAAGCACAGAAAUUCCAUGCUGAUGAAGCAACACCCCCCAGAUCUUGGUAGUGCUUCUGAUUGGCUGAAAAUUGGCUUCAACCGAUCAGAAGUACCACCCAGAUCUUGGUAGUAAUGUAUCACCAGUAUGGAAUUUCUCUGCUCGUUCAUCAGGAAUUUUUUUUGUGGAAAACCGUUGGUGGGGAUUGCUAAAUGUCACCUGUUUUCUCGGACCAUCCAAUAACGAGGACUGUAUUGUGAAUUUUGACUACAAGUACACUGCACAAGUUUUUUGCUUUAGAUAAUAACUUUUUGUGUCUGUGUUUUUGAUUGUGCAUUUUGACAGUCAUACGGUGUUAAAUGAGAUGGUGAAAAUUUUGGAAGUUUGGUGGAUAGGCACUUCAUUAUUCUUGAGCUAUUCCUGUAACGCUGAAGGUAACGUUGCCUUUGAGUUUUUCCUCUUAAUUCAAGACAUGCCAUUUCAUUUUUAGUCCUUGCGUUGCCCAGGAGAGUGGAAUGUACAGCUUGUGGGAGGAAUGUGAAUCCUGCUCAUGGAACUAUUUGCAGGCACCCAUGUCUCAAUGUUCUGGUCUGCAAAGUAAGCAAGUUUCCUUUUACUUGUACAUUAGCACUCAAAAGUAAGUUACUACCCUCUCGGGAGUCGUGGAUUGUGUCACUUAUUAUGUUGUUCUUGUUGUGCGUUAUGGGAUUCCUGUUAUGCAGGACGGGAUUCUUGUAGCGUGUGACAUCGUAAAAACUCUAAGUAUCAGGUAAAAUCCUUGCACAAUUUUAAGAAUCUAUCUUUACGUUUUUUCUGGGAUCCACGACCUGUAGGCUGUUGAGCAUAAUAUGCCUUGGAAAGGAUCGACAACUAACAUGUCAGCAUUUUACAUCAGAAAUGUCACUAAGAUUUCAUGUAAAUACAACAAGACUUUAGUACGCAGGGAAUCAAACAGCUAGACAUUUGUUUGGGUUAUUUUUCUUCUAUUUUCCUGUGAAAGUAGCCGGGGGGGAUCCCUGGCCCGCGUGUUGUCCGUAUUAACCGGGUUCACUCUAUAUUGAGACAAACGAUAAACUAGGCCUGUCAUACGCUUAUUACAACUUCACUAUAACAAGAAUAUGUUUAUUAACCAGUGAUUAUACACUAUUUCAAUCUAGAUAUCCCUAUCUUUUUCUAGAAAUGCAGCCAGUACUACAACUCUGGGCCUUUUACCCGUGACGAGCUUGGUGUAGAGGAACAGUGUCGUUGGUGUGGAGAUGGUGGGUCACUCAUUUGCUGUGACAAGUGUGACAAGGCCUUCUGCAAAAAAUGUAUUAGACUCAACUUAGGAAAGGCCAAGCUUAAAGAACUUGUGAAUGCACCAGAAGAAGAAGAGUGGUUAUGCUUUGCUUGUAAUCCUAAACCUUUAUCAAGGCUUGUUAAAACAUGCAAUCAAAUUAUGAAUCUUGUGCAAACACUCAAAUCUCAAAAGACAAUUUUCAAAACAAAAAAAGGACCUUCUCUCACUGGUACUCCAAACCAGAGUGAGCGACGAAAUAGACUCAGUAGCUUGACUGAAAAUUUGGGAAUGGGUUCCGAUGAUGCUUUGUCGCCUAGUGAAACUCUGAUGAAAAAGCACGGUAGAGAUGAUUCUGAUAGUGAUAACUCCGCUCUCAAGAAAAGGAAGAAAAAGUCAGGAAGCAAGGAGGGUACUGUUAAGGAAAAUGGUUUGUCAAAGGGAGAUGUGUUUGUUAUUGAUGAUGACAGUGAUUGUGUCGACAUUGAAGAAAGUGUCAAGGGCUCUUCAAGAAAGACUAAUAGGGCUAAGGCAAAUCAAAGGACUAAAAGGAAAUUAGAUGUAAGGACAGAAUCAGAGCAUGAAGAGAGCAUGAAAGACAGUAAAACAAAGAAAGCUAGGAAAACAAAGACUACAAAGGGUUCAUCAAAUGAUUCGGACUCUGUUGUGACUGCAAGAUCAAAGAGCAAAUCUACGAGGAAAGGAAAACAGAAGAAGAUGAAAGUUAAGAGUUUGGAAGGUGAAAAAAAUGAUUCUGAUUCCCAAUCAGAUUCAGAUUUUGUUUCUAUGGUGAAACAAAAAGGCAAAAAGUCAAAAAAAGAUAGCAAAGUUCAAAAGAGAGGAAAAACAAAACAGGAUGUGUCAGAGUCAGAAGAGGAAGAGAGUGAGAGAGAGGAAAAACCAAAGAAAGGGGGUAAAAAGCAGGAGAAAGGAAAGUCCAAGAAGCCAGUUCUAUCUGAUUCUGAGGAAAGUGAAGAGGAAAGUGAAAAUGAUGCAAAGAAAAAAGGGAAGCGUAAGGAUGGAAGAAAGGCUAGCAAGAAAGUGAAGGGAGGAAAGUCAAAAAAACAAGCUAUUUCAGAUUCAGAAGAAGAGGAAAAUGAAGAAGAAGAAGAAGAAGAAGAAGAAGAAGAAGAAGAAAGUGAUGGUGAUAGACAGAGAAAGAGGUCAAAGAGGUCAGGUGUUUCGCAGAAACACACCAGAAAACGGCCACGCAAAGAAACUACCUCUGAGGAGGAAUCCAGUUCAUCGGAUGACCAGUCAGAUAGUGAUGUUCCUCUGACCAGAUACAAAAAGAAGCAAGUUCAGAAGCGUAACAAGAGAAAGACGAAGGCAUCAUCUGGAAGUGAUGAUGAUGAAGAAGAGAAAGAGAUUGGAAGGAGAAAGAAAAGGAAGACAAGACAAAAAGGCAGAAAGAGCAGUUCUGGAUCAGAAGAGGAUACAAAGACAAGGAAACAGAAGGGUAAAGGGAAAGGGAGGGGGAAGGGGAAGGGGAAAUCAAAAAAGAAGCAUUUCAUAGUGAAAGACAGUGAUGAGUCCGAGGAAGAUGUUGAUGAUGAUGACGAAGAAGUUAGCCCUUCAAAACGAAAAGGUCGUAAGAAAAUCCGUAAGCUCAUUGAGGACGAGAAACUAGCAGAGGAGACUCAAAAGGCAAGAAGGCUUGAGGAAGAAAGGCGAAAACGCCUUCUGGAACGGACUCAAAAUAAUGAGGAUGACAUGCCAGGGGAAUCGGCCAAAGUGGCCAGUCUUGUGCUGGAAUCUGACCCGAGCACCAAGGAACCCACUGUUGAAGUGAAGGAGGAUCUUCUACAGCACUUAAAACCACAUCAGUGUAAAGGGAUACAGUUUAUGUAUGAUUGCAUCAUUGAGUCAUUAAAGUCUUGGAAGAAGGAAGACCCAGGUGGGGGAUGUAUACUGGCACAUUGCAUGGGUCUCGGGAAAACUUUACAGGUAACAAUACUCAUUACUACAGCUAGCUAGUGCAAACAUUUAUUCAAAAUACAGCUGUAGUCAGUGUCAUUAGAGUUUGCUGCAAGGUUUACAUUUUGGACUCAUUUAUUUACCAUUUAAGUCCAAGAUUCAAUACUGAAUAUAAAGGACUGCCUUAAAAACAAGUAACUUUUGCCAGUCUUCAUUACUUUGUAUGUUUGUUAAUAAUAAUAAUAAUAAUAAUAAUAAUAAUAAUAAUGACAUUAACAACAACAACAGUAACAAUAAUAAUAAUAAUAAUAAUAAUAAUGAUAAUAAUAAGAACAUGCAGUUUCAACCAACAAACCAGAAUGACCUUUUUUCAUUAAGCAUAAGUAAAGGAAAUAGUUCAUAACUUUUGUCCUUGCAAUUUAAGGCUCAAAGACUUGAGUGUAGCAAGGUUUGCAAAUUUUUUGGUAUUGGUUCUGGGUAUGUAUUGUACUGUUCACACAAUUAAGUACAAAGUAUGUUGGUUUUCAUGGCCUGGUGGCAAGGCUACACUUUGUUGCCAUGCUUGCUUUUGAUGAUUUGUAUUAAUUCUUUUAUCUUUUGUUUCCAAGGUUGUGGCCCUUGUUCAUACCCUCAUGACUCAUGAAGACAUCAAAAUGCAACGUGUUUUAGUAGUGGCUCCAUUAAACACUGUCCUGAACUGGCAGGUUGAAUUUGAUAAAUGGCUGAGUGUAGAUGACAGACUUGAGGUAAAAAUUUAUGUUAGUCAGGCAUACUUAACAGGUGUCACGCUAUAAUGCUGCCAUUUAUUCAACUUACAGUUGUUGCUCUAUGCAAAUCUGCAUGCUCGCAUAUCUAAUGAAAAGGCAUAUUCCCUUAAGGAUAUCAUGUGGCAAAAUGUCUGUUGAUAAUCAAUGUGCAUCAAAAGUGUCCAAAAUUGUGGCUUUAUUUUAGUGACCAAAAACAUGGGUCAAAUACUUAGCAUAACCAUAAUCCAAAAAGUUCUAGGUAAUAGUUUUCCUGCCAUAAAUUUUGACCAAAGCAAACUUUUUAUUCCGGCGGUCCAAACCGUGAAAUACAACCUGCUUAAUUGACCAAUCAAAGCUUGCAUACUAACUGAAAGAAUAUAGCACAGUAAAAUACACUCCCAUAAAUCUACAUCCAAUUCACAGCAAAGGGGGUCCCAAGGUAUACCCUACAUUAUAACAUGUUUAGUGCUUCACAUAAAUGCAAGGUUUUCAUGUCAUAACUUUUUAUUUGAAAUCUCCUUCCUUUUAGGUUUUCAUUUUGCAGGAUGUAGGUGGCAACAAUUGGCGCAGAGCUGACAUGCUGAAGCACUGGUCUAGGUAUGGUGGGGUGAUGAUUGUGGGGUACUCAAUGUACCGUAAUCUCUCACAAUGCUAUCGAGUCAGGAGCAAACAUCAGAAGAAAAUUUUCCAAGAAGCUCUGGUUGACCCUGGUGAGAAAAGUUCAAUAAUUAUUUAUUUUCCCUUGUUUAGUAGACUUGAAGAUUUAUUGCUACAUUUUUUGCAUCACACUUUAGGUAGCUCAGAUUGGUCAUAUUUUACCAUAUGUACACCUUAUAUUAGUGGAAUAAGGUUUUUUGUUUACGAAAACAUCACCACCAUAAUAGAGACCAUUAAGCUAAUGGCACAGGUUUUUCGAAAGAUUUUUAACUUUACCCCAGGGUUAAGCAAAGGUGUAAACAAAAUUUUGGUUUUUAGGAAUGUGCAAGUGAACCCGGUAAAACGUGUUAAACCUUUAUACGAAGGCUAGAUAUUUUCACCCAAGUGACAGUCCAAAAAAGUCUAAAAGUGAAAUAAAUCAGGUUUAUGUUGUCAAAACCGGCAUUCAAGAAAGAAAUUUUAAGAAUUUAGCUUGUUGCCGAGCCUCAGUCAGUGGUGCUUGGGGUUUUGGCUGUGGCUGCUGAGUGUGAUCACUGCUGGGGGGUGGUAGCUUGCGUAGCAAGCGUUUCCGUGCGGCUUAGGAGCAAAGAAAGAGGAACGAGAGUCAAAGACCCCGUGAAAAAUGGCACAAGUAAACGGGGGUAGUGAAUGAAGAUAUGGGGCCGGUUAUUUAAACAGAGUUUAGUGUUUAACAAAACCUUGUUCUACACUGUACGACAUUUUCAUCUUGGCUAACACUUUUAUUUUAACACUGUUAAUCAUGAACAGUUUCAUAAAAACAUACAACGUAGACUAGAAAGGUACUUAUCCACUUAAAAUAACCCACAAGGGAAGAGAUCUGGAGGUCUGAAGAUUUACUAAACCGUGGUCUUAGUUAGACUUUAUUCAAAAAUUAAUGACUGAACCAUAGUGUUGGAGGGUUCUGAACGCCCCUUUAAGGCUGUAUUGGUUCUCUUUCUGGUGAAGGGCAUUCGUUUUGGAUCAACUGCUGAAUUAUUUGAGCAUUUUUUGAAGGUCCUGAUUUGGUGAUUUGUGAUGAGGGUCACAUCCUACGUAACGAUGGAAGUGCAAUCUCCAAGGCACUGAAUGGCAUCAAGACUAAAAGACGCAUUGUGCUCACCGGAACGCCUCUACAGAACAAUCUCAUUGAAUGUAUGUUUAAUUUUUUUCGUUUUGCUUGAAUACCUCGCCACUUUGCUAACACAUAUAGUAAGCGUUGAUGGACCUUAUUUGUGGACUACAUUUAGAAGGUGUUCGUCAUGAGGAAUGGUUACCUGGGACUGAAUUCAGUUGUUUUUCAGUAGUUUCUAAGCCGCCCACGUUCAGCAUUUUUGCUAGCCCAAGAUAGUGUUAUCAAGCCUAGUUUUGUACUUGACAAGACCCCCAUAGUGGGGGUUCAUUGGGCUGCUAACUGUGUGAUGCAGUGGUUUAUUAUUUUGGGAAGUAUAGAUUAAAAAUACACUUUUUACCGGCUUGAGUGAAUAUCUACUCCUAACCUGUGGAAUGGGAUAGGGAAUAGGACAUGCAAACCCAUCUAGGAGUGCCGUCCGCCAUUUUGUCUUUUUUUGACAUAAAAAGAGUGUUGCUUCUCAUUUCUUGAUUCGACGUUGCCCUCACAGGCAGUCCAACAAUCAAACCAAGGAAGCAUGAUUUGUACACAACUUGAUAAUGAACACUAUCUUAGUAUUACUUUUUUAUGGAUUUGAAAUAACUACUGGACGUCCUCAAAAACCAUUAACAUAAAAAAAAACCAUCAUUAUUGUACCUAGCCUCCCACGCAGGCGUUUUUAGGAGAGCUCGUAUUUCUUCCCUCCCUGUGGGGAGGGAAGAAAUACGAGCUCCCCUAAAAACGCCUGCGUGGGAGGCUAUAUUGUACCUUGUAAAGAAUAGGACCAUUUUUUCACACUGAGAAAAUACCAAAAAUAUUUUUUGUUCAUAAUCGUCCAAUUUUUUCUCAGACCACUGCAUGGUGAGUUUUGUCAAGCCCAAUCUUCUUGGGACGCGGAAAGAGUUCACUAACACCUUUGUAAACCCUAUUGAAAAUGGUCAGUGUGCAGACAGCACUGCACUGGACGUUCAGCUUAUGAAACAGCGAUGUCAUGUGCUCCACAAGAUGUUGGAAGGAUGUGUACAGGUUAGUAUUAGGAUUACCUGAACGCUUUAUUCGAUAGAUCAAAGUACGGUUAAAUAUCCUGAGUUGCUCAUGUAUAAUGAAUUUUGAGACUUUCUAUCUGUCAUCAUGCUGGUGACUUUGAUGAAGUGCUGCCUUUAACUUCACGCUCCCCUCAAAUAGGUAUUGCACCUUCAAAUAAAUAAAUGUAGGAUGCUAAAAUAGAUUGUUCACAGUCCCCUAUUAUUUUCUAAGAUAGUCGAGAUCGAGCGUUUAAGAUUUUGCGUUUUGGAGGGGGGGGCGGAAGCUUCUUAGUUUUAAAGAGGCUAUCUCAUGCUAUUUGCCUUCUUUUUAAAAAGCUAAGACUUUGCUUCGCGUCAAUUAAAAUCCAAAAAUAAUGGUUCAGCUUUAUUAUUUAAGACUGCAACUAGGCAUUGAAACUCUUUCUUGUCGUCUGUUGUAAUGGAUAGCAAGGAUGGACAUAAAUUCAUCUUUUUCAAGUUUUAAAACUAUGCCUUCAAAAAUCACCUUAAAAGUGAUUAUGGUUGAUUAUGGUUGGUGCUCCCUGGUGAAAUUUGUUUGAUGUCUUCUUCAUAACUCUACAGGAGCAUUUUGUGUAUGGGUAAAGACACUAAGUAACGACUCCUGAACAGAAUUGACCUAAACAGCAUUAUUUGUAUGACAUGGCGCUCUUAAAUGUCCCGAAGGGGCAGACCCUUUGGGUUUUAGCGGUGGGGAAAGGGAGGCUUUUUUUCUUGCCUCCUGCCAAACUGGUCCUCGCCCCCAAAGUAGAUUUGAUACUCAUCCCUAGGCGAGACUCGGUACAUUCAAAACCAAGAUGGCCGCCCGUAAGGGUAGGUACUCGAUCCCGACGAUCUUAAAUGUCCCGAGGGGCAUACGCCCUGGGUUUUAGCGGUGGGGAAAGGGAGGCUAUCUUUCUUGCCUCCUGCCAAACUGGUCCUCGCCCCCAAAGUAGAUUUGAUACUCAUCCCCAGGCGAGACUCGGUACAUUCAAAACCAAGAUGGCCGCCCGUAAGGGUAGGUACUCGAUCCCGACGAUCUUAAAUGUCCCGAGGGGCAUACGCCCUGGGUUUUAGCGGUGGGGAAAGGGAGGCUAUUUUUCUUGCCUCCUGCCAAACUGGUCCCCGCCCCCAAAGUAGAUUUGAUACUCGGUACAUUUAAAACCAAGAUGGUCGCCAUCUGUGAACAGUCUUGCUAAAAAGUCCAGUGUUUUAAAAUUAAUCGCAAGUUUACAAACUGUCAGACCCUAACAGUGGGUUGGGUGGAAUAGUACAUGGAUAUUCUCGCGUCCCAUCUUUUACCUGCCUUGCCUUGGAGCAACUCGGAAAUGGCCUAUUUUAAUAGUAAAAAGACGCCUACUUCAAGACUUUCUUUCAAACCUGAUAUGCUUUUCAAAACAAAUGUGCUUUAACUUAGUACUCCGUAGUCUUGUUGGCCACCUGUGCAGUUAGAUCGCGUGGUCCAUUCCCUUAUUUUGCUUUUUAUUUAUUCUUGUCAGAGGAGAGAUUACUCUGUGUUAGUUCCCUUUCUUCCUCGUAAACAUGAGUACGUGAUCAAAGUUCGGGUGUCUGCGUUGCAAGAGAAGUUGUACCGACAUUUUCUCAACACUUUUAUCUUCCAAGAAGGAGACUUCAGCAAGAAAGGUAGGAAUGAUUUUUCGUGAGCCUUAAGUCGAGCCUUGUCACGAAAUUUAGCCAAAUUUAGCCACUAAGACCUGACCAUCUAAAUGACCAAAUGAUAAUUGUGUAAAUAACUGCUUCAAAAUUGAAGCAUCAUGGCUGAGUGGUUAGAGCGCUGGAAUUGUAAUCUAGUGGUCCCUUGGUGAGCCGUCUUCAUUCCUUGCCCUGAGGGAUUGUGGGAUUGUUGUUCUCGGUAUUCCUGAUUUCAACUCCUCGUUCGCGCUUGUAAAUAGCCAACUGGAAUUACCUUCGACCCGUUAGGAUUCUUAACUUGGUGGUCCACAAUAAAACGUACUGGUCAGUUAUUUAAACUGGACCCCGUGUUGAACAAAAUCGCGUUUUAAGCCAUUUUCAAUUUGCCCAACGCUUUUAUCUACAAUUCAUUGCGAACAAUCUCAAUAAAGCAUGUAGCGUAGACUGGAGAAGCACUUAUUUUCUUAGAUUAACACACUGAGAAAGAUAUCUGGAGGUCCCGUGAUUUCUUAAACCGCAGCCUGAGUUAGAGUUUAUUUAAAUAACUGACCCUACGAGUUGUUGGUUACCAAUGUCAAUUUUUUUUUUAAUGAAAGGUUUACAUAACACGGUAAACACAGAGCAAGAAUAGCGAAAAUUGAGGAAGGCUAAGAUGGAUCACAGUUGGGGAUUUUAGAAGCUGUUCGUCCUAACAGCUUUUCAAUCAAAGUUCAUCAUUAUUGUUUGUAAUAUUGUAUGUAAUGGUCAGGGUAAAUAUUUGUUUGUCGUGAAGCCAUCAGCAUGGUUAAUCUCUAGUUUGUAGAUAAUUUACUUUCUUGCAACAAAAAUUCUUCUGAACACAAAUUAAGUAAGGAACAUGGCAAGUUGUAAGCUUUCCUUGUAUGAUGUGUAAAACGCUGAUGAUUGUUUCCUUGGUUGUUUGUUUUUGAAGGCGUUUAAAUCCAUUUUACACAAUAUCCUGCUUUCUAGUACGAGUUGAUGCAUUUUUAGUAUACGAGGGAAGCGUACCGUUUUAGAUCAGUAGAAAAUACUAUUUUCAUUUUGUGAAUCGAUACUUGAUGCUAUUUUUUUCAAUCAUAAUAAUGAUUGUAACAAUAUUCUCAAAUCUGAUUGGCUUAGCAACAGAACUUCGUGUCGUCCAAUUGGACCUGCAAUCAUACUCCUGAUUAAACGGACGGGUUUAAUCACUCCUAUUAUUGCAGACCGAAUUGGACUCAGCUCAGUCCUUUGCCGUUAUUGAUUACCUUAUGGAAAAUUGUUUUACAGCGGGAGUUUCUCUGUUCUCGGAUUACCAAGCUCUGAUGCGGAUCUGGACUCACCCCUGGUGUCUCAAGCUUGAAGCGCUGCGGCGACCGGAGACAUUCGCUGACACCGAUAGCAUGGAUGACUUUGUAGUGCACAGUGACGAAGAGGAAGAAGAAGAAGAACAGUCAGAAAGUGAGCAAUCCACUACCUCGGUGGAAGAAGUUUUGUCUUCAUCAGGCAGUGAAGAUGCAAGAGGACGGAAGACGCGUGGAGGUAGAAGAGGAAAGAAAGUAUCGAGCGAGGAGGAAAACGAAGAUGAUGAUGAUGAGAGUGAGGAGGAAGUUCUUCCGCAGUCGUCACGGAGUAGAGCUGCAGCUAUCGUGAGAAGCGCCAAGUCAUCGAGUAAGGCCAGUCCAUCUACUGUGAAUAUUGAUGGCGAGGACGUCACUGUUGUGUCAGUUAAUGACGGUGCAAGUACGUCUCGAGGAAAUCGCCGUGACAAACAAGCUCAUUCAAGUAAGAGUAACAUCAAAGAGGACGAGGAAACGAAGAGCAAUGGAAGGCUGUCGAGAAACAGCUCAAACAACAGUGAUCUUGACGGUGUUGGCAGCACACGAUCCGGUACAAACUUCAAAGAUUUUGAAGUCGAGAAAGAGUGGUAUGACGAGUUUCUCACGGAAGCGGAUGAGUUCAACGUAGAACUGAGUGGGAAGAUGGUGCUUCUGAUGGAAAUACUAGCCGAUGCAGAAGCUGUGGGCGACAAAGUGUUGGUGUUUAGCCACAGUCUUGUGACGCUCGAUCUGAUCGAGAGAGUGCUGGGUGGUGGAGACAUAGGUGGUGACAGGGAGAAUUGGUGCCGUGGCUGUGACUACUUUCGUAUGGAUGGUUCUACCAGUGCGACUAUGAGGCAACGUUGGGCAGACAUUUUCAACGAUGAAGACAACAAAACGUAAGUGUUAAGUAACGUUCACAUGGCACUGGACGAAUUGUCGACUGGAUGAAAAAUUUGGAUCAAUUUAGUAGGUUUCUGGGAAACUGCUCACUUACCCCUCCCUUAGGCCAACAUUAGGGGCCUUAAGAUCCGACGACGGCGACGGCAACAAGGACGUCAAAAAAGCAAUAGGUUUAAUAACCAAAACAACAAUUUUGCACGUGCAUCAUGCUUUUUUGUACAUUUCUUUGCCGUUACUGCACGACUACGACGUGGAAAUGCCUAAUUUCACGCUUUACAGAGGAAGUACACAAGCGAGGACGAAAUUUCUUCUCUAUUUCUGAACUUGAAUAUGGCUCUUAGGAAUUCAAUUUUAGGAGGGUUCACCUACAUUUGACAAAGUUAGUGACUUGGAGUAAUCGCGAUGAAGAUUGAAAGAACGCGAAUUCACUUUUUCAGCGACGUUUUCGCUGCCGUCGCCCUCGUCGGAUCUUAAGGUCCCUAUUUUAAACACUUACUGUUCACUUGGGGCAAAAUGAUGGCUUAGGAGAGGGGUAGGCGGACAGUUUCCCAGAAACCUAAAUUGAUCCCAAAAUUUGACCGGAGACUUCACUCACAUGGAACCGUUCAAUAUAUUGGUUCUGUUUACACGGAACUUACGAGCCAGUUGGAAUUUUUACUUUUUUCAGUGGUUUUACCAUCUGCCCAUGCGCAGAGCGCUACUUCGUGUGAACGUUAAGACGGUUAUGGUGUUCAAAACGCGCCGGUCAAGUUUUCGACCGUACCGGCGAAGAAAAAUUCGAUUUUUGCGUGCGAAUAUCUGAACGGUCAGGCGUCUAAAUGUGGUUCCAUGUGAACGCACGAAUUUCCAACCGGUUGAAGAUUCUUCUGGUGCCGUGUGAAUGUAGCCUUAAUAUAAAACAGGGCACCCACCGACAGUUUCCUCCUAAAAAACAUGAAAACUCUUUUUAGGAUAUCCAGAGUACUUUUAUAUCUCUUGAAAUGCAUUCUAAGCGGCGCUAUAAAAUGUGUAUCUGUUCGGUCAUCCUAUAGGAGAACUUGAGUCUUUUCGAAAUUAUUUUCCCGAAAAUUUUAUACGCAAUUUAACGUUUUACGAAAGCGAGAAUUGUUCUUAUUCCUCUCUCCAUCAGAUUUGUGAAUCCGAAAAUUUUAGGUUCUCUUUAUUCUGCGAAAACUAGCCUAACAUAGGGAGUAAAAUGUGAAAAAUUAAACUUCCGAAAAUCCUAGGGAAUUUAUUACGUAGGCCUCGAAAAUUGAACUUGAUUGGAACGGUCAUCUAGAAAUUUUUAGCUGUCCCCAAGUAAUACAAUAUUCUAGGCAAUAUUUGCUUCUCCAAACAGAAAUUUUACAGAAAACAGUCGUUGGGUGCCCCUGAUAAAACGACAAGUUAAGAGCCCAUGACUGUAAAUAUCGAGAAUCGCUGGCCAGGCCCAAAAAAUCGAAAAUUCUGAUAAUUUGUCAGAAAAACCCCUUUGGGGAACUAUCUUCGAAAAAAAUAUUUUUAACUUUCAAGAAUCUAUAGUGUUCGAGAAAGUGAGGAAAAACGAAAAUAGCGGUUUUUACCUAAUUAAUUAUACAAAAAUUAGAGUAAAAAUGGUCUACUUUAUCGCGUCGGUACCGAGGCAAGAUUCAAAGCUAUAAAACAGAAAUAUUUUUGUUUAAAAGCAUUUUAUCUUUUCUUUCUAUCCGUGGUAUGUUUUAAGCCAUAAACACGAUUUUGAAUUUUUUACGGUUUUUUAAAAACUACCACCAAGCGCACUUUUUAAAAUGGGUGACAAAUGAGCAACUUCAGAGGCAAAAAACUCAGCUUGGUAUGUGUGAUACCUAGCCAAAAUGUAUACUAGGACAACCUUCAGCUCUUAUAUUAACAGAAUAUGAAAUAAAAAAUCUGGGUACUCCAGAUUCGCCUUUACAAAAUAAACAGUUUCGUGACCACCAGUGGCAAAAGGUCACAAAUUUGCAUAAGUCAAAUUUGUAGAGAAAUGAUGCCGCCUGACUUCUCUUUCUAGUUUCGGUUCAUGGUAUAUUCGAAACGUAGGAGAAAGGAUGAAAGCGCCUUUAAAUGAAGCUAAAAUUAAGUAAAGGAUCAGAAAAAUUGAUAUCCCUGAUAACAAAUAGCUGCGAAGGUUUGUGACACAAUGUGGCAAAUUUGCAUAAUGCAUCUGCAUAUUCCUAUCGUAACUGUCAGCAUCACGCAAUAUUUGAGGCUUAAGAAUAGCAUAACCAAAAAAACAGCUAAUAAUGUUAAAUGUUUUGUAAUUAGUAUGUUAGCUCUUCUUAAUUGUACAUUACAAAAUUAAGGUUGCUCACAAAUUGUUUUCGGGUGUUGGAGUACUGUAUUCUGCAAUUGCGUGACCGUUGUCAAACUCAGCACAAUCACACUUUAUUUUUACCGGGACCAUAAAAAAAAUGUGAGCAUAUGAAGUGUGUAAAGAAAUAUUAUUCAUGUUAGAUGACUUAACUUUACUUAAUUCACCUGAAUGAGUUUCGUAGCCAUACAUCUUUCUUGGAGGCUUUUAUGGUACCGAUAGUUCAUUCAUCAAGGCAUUUAGAGGAUUUGCCAUUAACACUAUACAUCAGACCCUAAGUUUUCAAUCAAUAAAAAUCCGAAAUAGUUAAUUUUCUCAGAAGUUUUUCAAAGUUAUAUUUUGGUGAAAUUGCCAAGUCUCGCUUAUUAAAAAUAACGUAAGUAAAGACAAGAUUAAAGUAAUCAUUGCCCCCUUUUCUCUCUUUCCUGAAAUUCUUCCACCUCCUCUGUCUGCCUCUUCACUGUUCGUGCGCUCAACACUAUUAAGUCCAGACAUGAUUUCGAACACCCAAAGAUGGUCAAAGAUCGCCAAGUGGACCGACCCGUAAUUGUGCCAUUGAUUAGCUGAAACCUUCAUUGAGCGCUCAAUAGAAAAAAUAAAUCAGAUGGAGGGAGUACUGCACUGGGGUCGUUUUGGUUUUUUUUUUUUUUUUUUUUUUUUGAACCAAGAAUAUCGUAAAAUUCCGAAAAUAAACCCCGGGGCUUAUAUUUUUCAAAGGCCCUUUUUGAGGGGCUUAUUUUAGGAGGGCCUAUAUUCAGAGGGGCUUAUCUAUGGAGGGAAUUUUGUGUUUCAAAAUCGAUUGGGCUAACCUUAUAGUUGGAAGGAAAUUUACCGUUUUUGCUUUGUUUUACCUUGUAUUUGAGGGCAAUUUCAAGUACAAGCCCCGGGGGCUUAUAUAUGGAGGGCGAUUUAACGGACGGUUUUUUGCGUUACAAGUUUGGGGACCUAUAUUUGAAGGUGCUUAUACAAGGAUGCACUUAUUUUCGGAAUUUUACGGUAUCCUUCAUGAACCCAUUUACCUUAGCUUUCCAUUUAUUCGCCAGGAUGAUGAAAUGAUCAAAAUCAGCAAGGAUGGAUUUUUCCACUGGUACCUCAUUCACCAAAUUUUCACCUAUCUUCAUGUAUCUUGACAGAGUUACACACACACAAAAAAGCAACAUUUGCGGUGAGCGAACCUACUUCCAAUUUUUCUAUUCACCUUCUAUUCUUUACAGAUUAAUUAAAUGUCCCUUUCCUGAAAAGUUAGCCAGCCAAAAUUCCUUGCAAAACAAAGACUGUGGGAAGACGAUCAUUGCCGGAGCAACAGAAGAAGAAAGGCAAAGGGAAAGAAGAGAGCCGGAGAGAAAGAUCGAUAUAGGUUCGUAAGAGACGUCCAAAUUUUGGCUUCUAUGAAUGCGCCAAAAAAGCUUCCAAAUUAGUGUACGUCCAAUUUAGCAGUCUUGUGUUGCAAAUCUCUUUUUCAGCCAUUCCCACAUCAUGCUAACUGGCUAGCCUCAGUAAUCGGCUCCCGCUAGCCUGUAUAACAGACGUGCGUUUUUCAGGCGAGCGAAGGCAAGCCCAAAGCCAGAGCGAAUGCAAGCUCGAACAGCGUGAGGAGCGCGUCAUUAAGGGGUAGGUCUGGGGCGGAAUGCAACAAACAAUGGUAUGUGGACAGGCCGUUAUUUUUUCUGCGUCUUCCCCUCGCGCUUGUCUGGCGCUUCUCACUCACUUCGCGCUUGCCUUCGCUCGCCUGCAAAAACGCGAAAAAAAUAAGGUCUGUUAUCCAGGCUACUAACUGGUUAAAAACCGGUCCAAAAAGGCUGGGUUUUCUUCCACUAAAAUUGGCCGUCAAAAAAAGAGUUAAAGGGGCUAUGCCAAGCGAUUUGCUAGUUCAUUUUAAAAACCUAAAAUGGUCUUCAUUUCACAUCAAUUCAGUUCAAAAAUAAUGGUCCAGUUUUGUUAUGUAAGACUAUAUUUAGGCACGGUCUGUUGCUACUGAUAGCCAGGGUGGACAUGGACUGAAAAUUGAAAAAAAAAUGGGCUAACUUUUUCAAGUUUAAAUGCAUCACCCAAAAAGAUAUUUUUGGUUAGUGCUCCCUUAUAAAAUGAUAUCUUCCUCAUACCCCACAUGUAACUCUACACUGAACAUUUCUUGACUGGGUAAAGGCAGUAAGUAAUGACUUCAGCACAGAAUCAGCCUAAAACAACAAACAUACUCGCCACAUAGGGCCUCGAUCUGGGAUCUUCUUUCCCUUUUGUCUGAAGCUCUUUCAUUCUUUACUUUGGGAAACGGUUAGGCGUAAAUAAAAUCGCGGAUCCCACUUACCUACCUCGUUAUGUUAUUUAGCUCCUUAGUCGCUAUCAACUACCCUGCGAGCAGAGGCCCUUCGAUCUUCCUAGUUGGGAAGAGGAAGAGAAGGGUAGCUAUCAACUAAAUAAUAAUUCGAUCGUACGUUCCGGUGUGAAGGCGCGAGCUGGGACAUUGCGGGAACUGACGUUAAUACUCCUGAGCAAAAGCAGACAUUUCUUUGAACAAAACUCGGGUCUGUUGUAAACUGAGAAUUGUAGUCAAGUUACGCUUUUACUCUGCGUCACCUUAUUGCCCGGUUAGUAAAUGGUACUUACGUCGAUACAAGUUCGUUGCCGCAUACUGCGAUAUGCCAGGGGCGUCAAGGAUGACCUUUCUAAUACUUCUCUUUUCAAGAUGAUGCUACGUUUUGCAAGCACUCGACAUGGGUGGGAGUUGAUUAGAGCAGCUCAAAAGAGGUGAACAAGGAGUCUUAUCUUCCAUGGACAAAUCCUAGUCGCAUCGUCGUGAAAGGGAUUUACUCUGUUGGAGUACAGUUGAACCUCCAUGUGCGACUACCUCCCUUAAGCGACCACCUAUCCAAAACGCCAAAACCCACCCAGUUUAAGUCUUCCAGCUGGAAUCUCUCCUGCAAGCGCCAGCGACCACUAAUUGGAGCUGACGGUUUAAUGAUUUUGCAUUGUUUUUAAACUCUUGUAAGCGAUCCCUUGUGGUAGAAACAACAUCAACAUGGAACUGCACAUAUCGUAACUUGGACAUUGCAUGCAAUAAAUUCUCUUCGUUAAAGUAGAUGUGUCCGGUUUUCUUCUCAAAGAAACCUCCCGUGGUUCGAUUCUCGUAAGAGACCACCUCCCGUUAGCGACCACUAAGUCUUCGCAUUUUGGGUGGUCGCUUUCGGGAGGUUCGACUGUAGUCUCCUUUUCCAGUUCUUCGGCGGCGUCGGUUGGAACUUGCUUUGUUUCAUGAGUUGCGCGUAUACAUUUACACACUAAGGCGCUGCUACAUUAUAUUUUGAAAUCACUGAACAAAUAUCCUUUUGUAUCUGAAGGAAAACGCCCCUUGGCAGGUGGUACAACUCUGAGAUGACCUAAAAAGGGCAGUUUUUGCGGGAAAGAUGUUUCGGAUUCGUUUCGGAGGAGAGAAACCGCUGGACCGUAUGAACUACGAUGACUUAGCUGUGCUAAAUGCUAACUUUUAAUGCGUGACUGACAGGCAUGCGAAAUUAGUAUCCCUUCUUUCUGAAAAGAAAAUAAGACGAGAAACAAAUGAUGUUGCGAACUACGCAUUGCUUGUUCAAAACAAAGUUUCCAUAAAAUUUCAUAAGGAGAAAAAAAUCAAUAAAAGAAGGCGGAGCUGCUCGAGACGUCGUUGCGUGACAUUGUUACUCUAACUGUUAGUUUAUGACUUCCUCGCACGAGUCGAAGUGUAUCCCGUUCGCAAAAAACCUCCUUCAAAAUAAAAUUUCAAGGAAAAUAUACCUACCUAUUUUAGAUAUACCAGAGGCGAAUUUAAGAUGAUACAGAUGGAUGCUAAUACAAGGAAGUUAGGAAAAACAGAGACAUGGGAUAUAGUUUACAUAAUAGUCCGGCGCUUUUAUAUAACGCUUCUUCGAGUUCGUUUUUAUUUAUUUACUUAUUUUUUUGUGAACGGUUAAUUACUCUGAUAUUUUAACAUAAACUUUAUCAAAAAACGUUUUUUUGCUUCGUGAUGUUUCCGAACAUCACAUACUGACCCUGAAUUGAAACAAAACCGGCUGCCGCAACAUUUCUUUACAAAUUUGACUUAUGCAAAUUUGUGACCUUUUGCCACUGGUGGUCACGAAACUGUUUAUUUUGUAAAGACGAAUGCGGAGUGCCCAGAUUUUUUAUUUCAUAUUCUGUUAAUAUAAGAGCUGAACUUUGUCCUAGUAUACAUUGUGGCUAGGUAUCACACAUACCAAGGUGAGUUUUUUGCCUCUGAAGUUGCUCAUUUUUUACCCAUUUUAAAAAGUGCGCUUGGUGGUAGUUUUUAAAAAACCGUAAAAAAUUCAAAAUCGUGUUUAUGGUUUAAAACAUACCACGGGUAGAAAGAAAAGAUAAAAUGCUUUUAAACAAAAAUAUUUCUGUUUUAUAGCUUUGAAUCUUGCCUCGGUACCGACGCGAUAAAGUAGACCAUUUUUACUCUAAUUUUUGCAUAAUUAAUUAGGUAAAAACCGCUAUUUUCGUUUUUCCUCAUUUUCUCGAACACUAUAGAUUCUUGAAAGUUAAAAAUAUUUUUUUCGAAGAUAGUUCCCCAAAGGGGUUUUUCUGACAAAUUAUCAGAGUUUUCGAUUUUUUUGGCCUGGCCAGCGAUUCUCGAUAUUUACAGUCAUGGGCUCUUAAGAUAGACCUUUCACCCAUUUCCGUAAACAAAGGCGCCAGCUGGAGGCUGACAAAGUACAGUGAUUGGUAUGAAUUCGUCACCUCAAUCCUUUACCUCAGUUCCUUGUGUUUACUCACCGCAGCAGAUUGUGAGGAAAUUUACUGACUGUUGGUGCCGACAUUUUCUGUCAAGCACAGCUCAGCGUAUGAUUCACAAGAAGGGAAAGAAAAAUGUGAUUGACAGCUUAUGAGGUCUCCAACAGAUUGUCGAUUUACAUUGCACUGUUUUGAAGCGUCAGCGAAAAGACUUUCGUUCAAAUACUACGUCUCUUUUUCGAUGCAUUGGUAAAUAAGCAUGCAUUGAGAACCUGCACGAAACAAAUUGCCUCGCCUUCCACUAGUGCAACCCGGGUUCGAAGCCCAUAUGGGUUGGGUUUGUUGUUGAUUCUCGAUCUAAGAGAGGUCUUUCUUCGUGCCAGCAUAUCAAAAUUCCAAUUCCAUCUGACAUGCACCAAUAUUUUCAAAUGAGGUCUUGAGAGCUCUCAAAUGUUUCCUGAGUAAACAUUACAUUACGUCACGUUACGUCACGUUACGUUACGUUACGUUACAGUACGUUACAUACAACAGCGAGUAUAAGGUGUAUGCGUUAGAUUGUUUUUGUUGUCCUUUCUUUCAGUGCUCGAUUGUUUCUCAUCUCAACCAAGGCUGGUGGACUGGGAAUCAACCUCGUGGCUGCCAAUCGAGUCAUUGUGUUUGACGUUUCUUGGAACCCCUCCCAUGAUGUUCAGUCUAUCUUCAGAGUGUAUCGCUUUGGACAGACUAAAGCUGUGUAUGUAUACAGAUUUAUAGCACAGGUGAGCAAGGCCGGAAUAUAUUUCUUAAUAUGGAGACUAGUGCGGGUUACUUCCUGUUAGGGGAUUGGGUGGAAUCUCGCUAAGAGAACUUUUUUUCCUCCACCAUCUCACUGGGAAAGUGAUUAAUUAUGACAAUAGUAUACUGAUUGAUCACUGGGAAAGUGAUUAAUUAUGUAAUUUGUGAUUACACCGUAUUAUCAUAAAUUACUAUUUUGCCGGCACGUAUCAGAGGUCUGGAGAGGGUGUUUGUGCGCAGUGAGUCAUGGGAUUCGAGUUUGUAAUUCGUGGUCGUUAGGAAGGUGAGGCAUUCUACGGUCAGCCUUCACCGUGUUAGGUUGCUUUUCUCUCUUUUAUUUUAUUCGUGUGUUCUUUCGUUUAUAGAUAUUACUUGAUAUUUGUACAUAUCUGCAUAUAUGUUGAAUAAACGGCACGGUGGCUUGGCUGGCCCACGCGCCCAUAUAUGAACAUUAGGGAGUUUUAACAACAACGACGGCGACGGCGACGAGGACGUCAAAAAAGCAAUAGGUUUAUUACGCAAAACAACAACUCUGCACGUGCGCUUUUUUCACGCUUUUUUGUACAUUUCUUUUCCGUCUUUGCACGACUACGACGUGAAAAUGCCUAAUUGCAAGUUUUAUGGAGGACGUAAACAAGCGACGACGAAUCUCUUUUUCUCUCUCUAAACUUGAGUGCGGUCCUCAAGAAAUCAACUCCAGGGAAAUUCGCCUACACUUGCCAUUUUCAGCAAAUUGGAAUAAACGCGACAAAGAUUGAAAAAACGGGAAUUCAUUUUAAAACUGACGUUUUCGCUGCCGUUGCCGUCGUCGAUGCUAAAGCUCCCUAUUGUUGUCUUGUGUGUACCGGUUGAGUAGUGGAGGCAAAAUAUGACAAUACUUAUUGAUCACUGGGAAAGUGAUUAAUUAUGACAAUACUGAUUGAUGUGUUUUGUGUUAAUGUUUUUUUUUUGUGAUUAAUUAUGACAGCACUGAUUGAUGCGUUUGUGUUAAUGUUAACAGGGGACCAUGGAAGAGAAAAUCUACGAUAGACAGGUUUGUAAUUCGAACUAGAGUAAUUAUUUAACCUCCUCGUAAAUGCAUGUAGUACCACGAGAUCCGUUUGGUGAGAUAAGUCAAUCAUCUUUGUUUAUUUCGAUCAUUGGCAUUUUGCAGGUGACAAAACUGUCUAUGGCCGGACGAGUAGUCGAUGAACAGCAGAUUGAGCGUCAUUUCACCGCAGCAGAUCUUCGUGAACUGUACACUUUUACUCCCGAUUUGGUUGACGAGGGCAAAGCAUCGGAAUCCGAGGACAAAAAAGCAGAAGCCGAGGACAAAAUAUCGGCAGCCGAGGACAAAGAAUCGGAAGCCAAGAAAGAAGCAGCGGCCGGGAAUGAAACUGAAACCGCAAAGGAACCAGAUAACGGGGCUGGAACAGGAGCUGGGAAGGAAACAGAUUCUAAGGAUGAACAACAACUUGAAAAUGGAGCAAAUGCAGAGAAUGAUACAGAAACUGAGAAAACAAGUGAAACCAGUAACCAGGCCGAAGGGGGAGUAGGAACUGAUAGUGGAGCUGGAAAGGAAACAGAGGCCACAAAAGAGAAAACAGAACGACCAACUUUGCCUCUUCCUAAGGUAUCUGUUAGUCCUCUAUGUACAGAACAAACUUCUAGCAAAAGAAAAAUGGCUGAAAAUGAGCAAGGCUGUACGUCUUUAGCCCGUUGUUGUUAUUAAUGUGUUUUUUUGCCUUCGAAUAAAAAAUAUUUAGGGACACUUUUUAAGUCUGUUAUAACCAAGAUAUUUGUAUAAAAUUGAGCUGUGUUCUAUUAAGACCGUGUAGCCUCCCUUUUAAAUUUUUUUUCUGAAUCCGCGGAUGGGUAUAAAAAAGUCUUUUUAAAGCUCUACCCGGCUAGCCUGAAAUUCAUCCGAUUGCUUCGAGUCGUUUUCUCCUCUCAACAACGUCUGAAUCGACCGGCCGUUAAUGCCGUCCAGUGACUUCACUCACUACCCGAAAACCGGGUAGUGAUUUUGAUUGGUUGAUUGUCUAAACAUUCGCAUAAUUAUGUAUAAUUAUGAAAAAUUUCAGCGGGAUUGUCGCUUGGUAUUCAGCGGAUCGCAUCCCUGGCAUUCUUUCGUGUAGUUCAAACAUUUCGAUAAGCUUAAUCUUUAUCUUAAACAGCAAAAUUGCUCUUGUCUUCGAAACUGAAAUGUUAAAUUGAACUGCGAAUGAAGAAUCAUUGCAGAGAGUCGGUAGGUUUUUCAUUCAGAGCCGCUUUGUGGUUUCGGCGGCCGGUGCUUUUGUUUACGCGAAGUUUUCUGUCAUAAUUCGACCUUCUUGCUAUUUUUACCGUUAAGUGUCAUGAUGAUUCUGUUAGCUUUUCUUUCUUGUUUCCUUGUUUUUUUCUUCGUUAAGGAUCAAAUAGCUUCUUUUUAAUUAAAACAAAUCAUUCAUGUUUUUGAACUAAGUGUUCCGCGUGUGUGUUUAUUUCAUUGCGUGAUUGCGACCGAGUUUGAUUAUAGAAUUUAGUACAACCAGUUCAGAGUUGUACUGCAUGCAGUUGAUAGUUUGAACGUUAAACAUGAAUUACGAUAGAAAAAAUAAAGCAGUUCGGUAUCAUGCAGACAUUUCCAAAUCAUAUUUCUCGGUUUGCCACUUGAAAAUCGUGUUUUACUUUUUGCAUGAAUUAAAGCAAAGGUCAAGGAGUAGUGACGUCACUGGACGGCAUUAACGGCCGGUCGAUUCAGACGUUACUGAGGGAGUAAUAACGACUCGAAGUAAUCGGAUGAAAUUCAGGCUACUACCCGGCUAGAUUAACCCCGGCUCUUGGAAGGUAGAGCUGUACGCAUGUAACUUCUCUCCUCCCUUUUCAUUAAAACAGUAAAACUAAUAUUAAUUAAAAUGGCCCUGUCAUAUUAAAAUAUGGCAGUACUAUUUUUGAACGAGGAUGGCAAAUCGCGAUGCCUGUGUGUGCAGGAUCGCAGAGUAUGAAGAGCACACUCCCCAUUCAAGAAAGGUGCCACUCCAGGUUAGUGUGACGAGGGCCGUAACGAGGGGAGUGAUCUAGGGUCUCCCAUCGUCUUAAAUGAUGGGGACCAUUACUAAUUAACUAAGGCCUAGUUCAAACGUCAAACUUUUCAUGUGCUGAACCCAAUACCAUCAAUCCCGUUUCAAUUAGUUAAGUCCGACAUGUUUAAUUUGGGUUGACCCAUGAAUUAAGCGCGAGUGGCUUACAUAGGAAUUUCGACUAUGGAGCGACUUCGUUUCAAACGUACAACGUUUAUUGUGCCUCCGCAAUCUAAUGCAUAAAUAACUAUAAUUUAUAUUUACUGUUAAGCAUUGUGGAUCAUUGUACAUCGUAAAAAUGAGUUGAGCCCGACCAAUUAAGUUCGAGUUCCGAAUCAACCGUCGAACUUUGGGACGACCUAAACAGGUAUUAUGUUCGGCACAUGAAAAGCUCGACGUUUGAACUGGUUCUAACCAACAAUUCUUGUCACAGGAUGCUAUAUUGGCGGACCUGAUCAACAGGCUUCAUCCCAAAUGGAUAGUGAAGUAUCAUGAGCACGAUUCUCUGCUGCAGAAUAUCGAGUCUGAAGAGUUGACUGAAGAGGAAAUGAAAGCGGCUUGGGAAGCCUACGAGGCAGAAAAAUCUGGACAAACUGGUUAGUUCAGUAAUUUUACUCAGUUCGGAUGUCAUUCACGACUGGUAUGAGUCUCUCUGGUAUUAGUCUCUUGCCUGAUGUCAGCACUUUUUGUGCAAGGUUUUAAAGCCGUGUUAGAGUUGAUGUGCUUGCCUUAUUAGUGUUUCGACAACAUUUGUGAAGUGACCAUAUUUUUAGGGAAACCAGCAGUGAAAUUGCACAAAACUUUUUUUGUUCCCUUCAAGUACAGUUUGCGAGUGAACAAGAAAAACAUUUUGGCUGAAUGUCUUCGUUCUUUAAGCCAAGUACUUGGAACUGUUUAUACCCCGAAUGAAUAAACUUGUAUCGAAACAACCGGUGAUGGUGGUGAUGAUAGUGACCGCAAAGCGAAGGCGUCUCUUAAAAAGUGAAUGCCACGACAGCAAAGGUUUUUUGCCGUUCUUGUCGUCGUCGUCGUCGUUGCUUAAUUAAGCUUCGUAAUUAUUUAUUGUUGUUGUUGAUGAUGUUUUAAUUUUCUGAUAUGGAGAAACGCAAGUCGCUCAAAAUGGUGGUAUCAGAAUACUCUGGAACUAAAUGUGCAAUGUUUUGCUUGGGAAGGGAAAUGCGUUCUGUUUCAGUGCGAUCAACUGUUGCGAAGCUUCGACAAUUAACAGUUCGAAAAAUCGUCCUUCCUCUGUUUGCCAUACUAAGUUUUGAAAUCUUUUCAUUUUUUGUCAGUUCCCGCUCGCAUGACAGACCAACUGCAGGACCACGCCCAAACUCAACAACAAGUUAUGGCACGGGUGCAGUUGAACACGGAGAUGCUCCAGCAAAUACAGCAGAUUCGACAGCUCCAGCGUAUGCAACAGGUACAGGAAAUUGAAGACCACAUUCGACAGGUCAGGCAACAGAGACAAAUGUACCAGCAACAACGAGACGCUUUGCUGCAGCAACACCAUCAACGUCAGCAGGAGGAGCUUCGCCGACAAAACCAGCUGCGAUUCAUCCAACAUAUGACCCAGUCGCAGCCUGACCAGCGUUUUCAACUGGGGCAGAAUACCAUCAAUGUACAGACGCAGCUUCCGUCAGGCGCCGCUGCUGCCCCGAAUCCCACUCCGCCCCAGCCCCUCUUGCGCUUUCACGUUCCCGCCAACAUACGCCUGCCUGAUGGAGUUGUCCGUCCAGGGCAUCCACCCACCAUAAACGCGCGUCUUGGACCGCGGCUAAGUGCCAUCGUUGGAGCAUUGCCUAACACCGAUACACAGAUUACUCUGCCACCGCAGAGUGCGAUUCAGAAAUAACAACGUGGUGCC
Molecule: messenger RNA, 28936 nt
Organism: Porites lobata
Lineage: Eukaryota; Metazoa; Cnidaria; Anthozoa; Scleractinia; Poritidae
Source: the annotation of a GenBank genome assembly